GAGCUGUCUUGCUUGACCUCGUGACCGCCCCUGUUUUCAAGGUCUCGGACCCACCUCGUUUUCUGUUCAUAGCCUUGACCACGAAUUUCUCCUACAUCGGAGCUCUGCACUUUUUACCAGCUUCUCUCAAUACCGCCAUCUUCAGCAGCAGUCCUGUGUUCACAUUGCUGCUUCAAGCUAUGUUCCUCACAGCUGACUCAGGCGAGCAUGGCGAAGUUGCUGUGGCCUCCCAAAGAUGGAAGGCACUGAGCGUGAGCCUCUCUGUGGUUGGGGUGCUGCUGAUUGCCGAGCCCUGGAAUGACUCCAAAGGGUCGACGAUGACUCAGCAGAGGAUCCUGGGUGUUCUGCUUUCGCUCUUCUCAGCCCUUGGCACGGCAAUCUACCAGGUCUACUUCAAGAAGACAUUUGGCGAUUCCAUGCGCCCGGAGGAGGUCGGGCUCUUCCUCGCCCACAUGGGCUGCUGGGCCUCUGCCCUGAUGGGAUCUGUGCUGUGGCUGCUGCUCGAGAGGAAUGUUUACACAUUGGAUUUGGCAGAAGUGCCGUGGGACAUGGUGGUGCUCACCGCUCUCAGCUCUGCACUCUUCAACUUCCUCAUCAAGUUCGGCCUCUCACGCGAGACGCCGGUUACUACAAGCCUCGGGACGCAAAUAGGCAUUCCGCUGAACUUCUUGCUUGACCUAUUCGUGGUUCACAGCCACUUUCGAUGGCCUCAGGCCGUGGGUGUCCUUACAAUGCUGCUCAGCUUCAGCGUAUGGCAUCACUCGGAGGCGACUGCCCGCGUUUGGAAGCCGUCGGGCCUGGAAGGUGCAGGCGAAGCUACAGCCAGGCUAUUGAAUUAA
Molecule: messenger RNA, 839 nt
Organism: Symbiodinium pilosum
Lineage: Eukaryota; Dinophyceae; Suessiales; Symbiodiniaceae
Source: the annotation of a GenBank genome assembly